GUUGUUUUGGUUUUAGUUUACGUAUUUUGUUUAAACAAAUCAUAAGAACCACCCUAAAAUACUUUUGCGUAUGCUUUACGCAUAAAUUUUAACAUUUCACCAUAUGUUAACUGAUAUAUCAAUUUUUAAGAUUAAUGCAUUUACUAAUACCAUACGUAGUUUAAAAUGUUUACGUCCAAAUGAAAUCGUUGCCAGGGGUUUAUUAAAUUCAUUAAUUAUAGUUUAGUGUUACAACUUAGUAUAAUUGUAAUUCCAAAACGUAUUUUUGAAAAUGCAAGCUUAACUCAUAAUUUUUCUCUAUCAGCAUCAAGUAUGGCUGGCGUAGUUAAUAACUCUUCAAAAAGACGAAGUAACGAAAACAAAUCACAUGAUUAUUCUCCUAAAAGACAGAGAAAUGAUACAACUGUCAAUACUAAAGAAGAAAAUGAGGUACUAGAGGAAGGAAAGGAUGUUUUCUCUUUACAAGUCUCAAAUAUACCUUUUCAAUGGACAUUCGAGCAGAUAACAGAUUAUAUUAAUGAUAAUUGUCUUGAUGUGUACACAUUGAAGCAAUUAGAUGGUGGGGAUCUUGAAACUGGACAGAAAAUACAACUUUCUUUUAUUAAUUUCGAGCAAUGUAACAAAGCAAGGAAACAGCUAAGACUGAAGACAAUUGAUGGGAAAAAACUUGAUGUGGAAUUUAAAAUUCCCGGUGAAUCAGACAGUGAAGGUGAAAUGGAACCUUUACCCCAAAGCAGAAUGAUAAGUCGACCAAUACCAGUAAGGUCGUGGGAUUCUAACAUAGAUAUCUGGGCAACGGAACCUACCGGAACUUUUGGUCUGAAACCAUCUUAUUUAGAGUCAUUGGGAAUCAAACUGCCUAUAGAUAAAUGGAUACAUGUUUCCAAUUUCAGAUGUGAUAAAUCAGAAUUAAAGGAAGUGUUAGAGCUGGCGGGGCAAGUAGUGGUAUGUCGUGUUGUCUGCGCCGUCAACAAAUACGCUACUGUUAUGUAUAGUCAUCCAUUGGAAGCUGUACAAGCUGUAGCAAUGUUGAAUGGCCAAACAUUUUACGGACAAAUUCUCAAAGUGUCAAUGUAUAGAUAUGACGAAAACGACAUAUUACUACCAAAAGGUCUAGUAAAAGUUGGCCCCGGUUUCGGAAUAGAUGGGAAACCUUUAAGAGAUAUAGUACAGCAUUACGAGAGAUAUUUAAAUGGCAGAACUAAUUCUAUUAAUGAAACAUUAUUCAAUAUAUCAAAUGACACAGAUUUAAAUGGUGAAAAUGAAAAUAACGAUACGAAUACAGAAGAUGUUAUAAUUAACAAUCAGAAUAAUAACUUAAACGAAUCUGGAUCAACUGGGAGUAAAAAAUCUAAUAUUUCGAUAACAAUUACGCAAAAUCCUCCACGUCCUGAUAUACCAAUGGGUCCUAGUAUCUUAUUACAUCCAAAUGGUACAUCUAAUGUGACAGUAACACAAUUUUCUCAACCAAUAAUAAAUCAAUUAGGAAACAAAUCAUUUGGACCUGGUCAUCAAACAGGUUAUCCCAUCCCAGGACCGGUUUAUGGACCCCAGAAUAUGGUUUCCCCAACGUUACCGCAGGACAGAUAUAAGGAUCCAAGAAUGUUUUCUGGACAACAUCAGGGUCCAAGACCUCAAGGGACCAUAGCCCCUAGUAAUAGUUGGGGUGGAUCUAAUAUGCCCCCAAAUAGAAAUGUUUGUUUGCCACAAAAAACAUCUUCGGUGGUGGAAUUAAGUAAUCUCCCUCUGUCGACGACAUUCCCCCUGCUGUCAGAGAAGCUGGCGCAGGUCGGUCAAGUGAUAUCGCUGGAGUUAACGCGAGUUGGCUGUGCGCUCGUUCGCUUCGCCACGCCCGCGCACGCUGAGGCCUGUUAUUUACAAUACAAUAAAUUGUUCGUGAUGGGAAAUACUAUAGAAGUGAAGUUUCUGUAACUUAAGGCACCAAAGCAACUUACAUGGAUGUUAGAGUUAAGUUAUCUUUACAUGGAUAAUGUUAGAAUUAAGUUAUCUUAAGUUAUUUUAGUUUAGUGUAAGAUGAAUAAGCUAUAUCGAUAAGUUUGGUUUUAAUUAUAUUUGUUUAAUGAAUUAGUGAUAUU
Papilio polytes (common Mormon) is the source of this 2096-nucleotide messenger RNA. RefSeq lists its product as uncharacterized. Gene Ontology annotation, cellular component: cytoplasm; post-mRNA release spliceosomal complex; nucleus. Lineage: Eukaryota; Metazoa; Arthropoda; Insecta; Lepidoptera; Papilionidae. The transcript has 10 exons. The coding region runs from base 313 to 1932 and encodes 539 amino acids. Gene Ontology annotation, molecular function: mRNA binding. Gene Ontology annotation, biological process: regulation of mRNA stability involved in response to oxidative stress. The record is from RefSeq and is a predicted model, not a curated record.